UUCCCCGCGUUAGUGCCCAACUUCUCCCAAACUGUCCCGGGACUCAGAGCUGCGCUUCUCCCACUCCCCUCAGCUUCCUUAGGAUUUUGUUUCUCAGGGAUGGCCGCAUCUAUUCUGGAGGUAGGGAAUGUAAUUGAAGACGCACGCUAUGGCUCCAGUCCUCUGGCUAUGUUAACUGCUACCUGUAACAAGUUUGGCAGCACAAGCCCCGUCAGGGAUUCAGCUACACCCGGGAAGACCGGCAGCACUACUCCAGUAAAGAAGCCCUACACCAUGACCUCUGACCUUCAGACAGCUAAGAACGGGCGGACCGCAGACGGCAGUGGCCUGGCAGACUCCUACACUGGCUCCUUCACCACAGCUGGAGGAGGAGGCGGCGGGCUGCUUACCCCCACUGGAAGCCCCCCUCCUUCAGCCGGAGGCUACACUACAGAAUAUAACCCUUUCUCCCACUCCUUCCAGACCUCGGUUUCCCAGGACCCGUCUCUUUUAGUGUCCAAGGCCCACGCUACGGCCGACUGCCUCACCAGUGUCUAUACCUCGCUGGAUAUGACACACCCCUAUGGCUCCUGGUAUAAAGCUGGUAUCCACCCUGGCAUUACUGCUGCCCCAGCUAAUGCCACGUCCUCCUGGUGGGAUGUCCACCCCAACUCCAACUGGCUGUCAGCAACCCAGCCCCAGACGGACGGAGGUCUCCAGGCCUCUCUGCAGCCUGUAGCACCCCAGGCCUCUCUAAGCCCACAGCUGCCCAGUUACAGCACCGACUUUACUCCACUCAACCCAGCUCCUUACCCUUCCGUGGGACUGGGAUCCUCCUCACACCUCCUCCAGCCCUCCCAGCACAUGCUGCCCCAGGACAUGUACAAGCCCAAGCCUGUGCCAAGCGCAGGGCUGAUUGAGAGUCCCAUGGGCCUAAAGCCCGCUAGGGGAUCAGGGGGCUACAGUGGAGGGGGUGCGCCCACCAGGUCCUCAUGUGACUGCCCCAACUGCCAGGAGCUGGAAAGGCUGGGGGCCUCUGCUGCGUCCCUGAGGAAGAAGCCGGUCCACAGCUGCCACAUCCCAGGCUGUGGGAAGGUUUACGGCAAGGCCUCCCACCUCAAAGCCCACCUGCGCUGGCACACUGGCGAGCGGCCCUUUGUUUGCAACUGGCUGUUCUGCGGGAAACGUUUCACCCGCUCGGAUGAACUGGAGAGGCACGUGCGCACCCACACGCGGGAGAAGAAGUUCACCUGUCUACUGUGCAACAAGCGUUUCACACGCAGCGACCACCUCUCGAAGCACCAGAAGACCCAUGCGGAUUCUGCAAUGCAGGGGAAAGCUGUAUCUGUGGAGGGAGAAACAGAUCCACGGAGCGAAGAGACCACAGAGCUCAACACCAGCGCUGUACCCAACAAUCCUGUUGCUGACCAAAUCACCAACGGAGAUGAGAAGACUGGCACACCUAAUGGAGUGGAGAACAGCAGUGGACUGUUGGAGAUCUGACUCUAUUAAGUCUUCUAUCCAGUGGGUUUGUUCUUUAUGGUGAAAAAUUCACCUUUUAAAUAAAGAAAAAGACAGUAUUUUGUUUUAAGACAUACAAAGGAUAUCUGACCAUGUUUGAAAAGACUUGAUAUGAUAAAUGACUGAAUAUGUUGCAGGUAGCAAUCACUUCAUUUUCUCUGGACCACACACACACACACACGUAAACAUAGACCAAUGCACAAUAUAUGCAGAGAGACACAAACAUUAGCAACCACGCAAGGCUCUACAAGAACACAAAUAUAACAUUCACAUGUGCAAGCAUAUUUAAUGCAUACAUGCAUGUACACGCACACACAAAGAGAAUUAUGCCUGCACACACGCAUACAAGUAAACACACUCAUGCACACAUUUACCCUAUACACAUUUUCUGCCUUUCAAAUGAGACAAACCACUGGGGAAAUUUAAUCUGCAAAAGCAGAAGGAAAAGAGCUCUGAAGCCGCAAAAGGAAAGUAGUUUUAGAAGGAGACUUAUGGUUAGGAUGAUGGAGUUGAUGGAGCAUUGCAUGCCUAGAGAAAAAUCUGAUUUACAGCUGUACUUUGAUACUUAUUCAUUAUUCUUGAAACAAUCAAUGGACAGUCUUACUUACUGCUUCUUGUUGCCAAAGACAUUUUGAUGUAAAGUGUUUUGCAUUUCACUUUUGUUUGCUGUUUGCUUCUUACUAUGUCUAAUUUAAUUUCAUAUUUACAUAAAUAGUCUAAUUUAUGUCUUAAAUUAUACGCAUGGAAGAUUAUCUUGCACCCUGCAGGAAAUAUAAUGCCUGAAAUAACGCAAGAUGGUUGAAGAUGGCCAAAAAGAAAAGAAAAUACCUUAAAUUAAGUUUUUUUUUCUUAUUUAUUAGUUAUAAUGUGGAGUCUGGGGUUAUGUUUUUAAAGAUUUAUUUAUAGAUCUUGAAGUUAGAUGUGUGUGUAAACUAUUUCUAUAUAAUCUUUUAAUUGUGAAGUCUUCCACACCUGUCAAAGUAAUGAUUAAUAAGGGCUUCCCCUUGUUUGUACAUACUAUAUAUUUACAACAAUAUAUAGAUAUUGUUAGGUGUGUUAUUUUUCUACUUUUUUUUAUGUAUUUUCUAUAUUUUGUGUAACUUUCCACAAUGAAAAAAGAUCUCUAUGAUGCAGCCGUUAAAAGAAACAUAAACAUAAGAGCUUAAUUUGUUGCUCAUGUUGUUGUUGCUCAUGGUAGAACUGAACUACCACUGUUUGCUGACUUGUUGUGAAAUGAGUGUAUAAGAUACUGUAAAUAGUGAUAAAGCAUUAAACCUCGUAAAGGUUAACAUGUUGUACAAGUUGUGGUGCAGAAUCAUGACAAUG
Larimichthys crocea (large yellow croaker) is the source of this 2826-nucleotide messenger RNA. It is a transcript of the gene sp7, whose product is annotated as Sp7 transcription factor. Bases 100 to 1482 code for a protein of 460 amino acids. Gene Ontology annotation, biological process: regulation of transcription by RNA polymerase II. The record is from RefSeq and is a predicted model, not a curated record. Lineage: Eukaryota; Metazoa; Chordata; Actinopteri; Sciaenidae. The transcript has 2 exons. Gene Ontology annotation, molecular function: RNA polymerase II cis-regulatory region sequence-specific DNA binding; DNA-binding transcription factor activity, RNA polymerase II-specific.